Messenger RNA from Lobosporangium transversale, 3456 nucleotides. RefSeq lists its product as hypothetical. The record is from RefSeq and is a predicted model, not a curated record. Lineage: Eukaryota; Fungi; Mortierellomycota; Mortierellomycetes; Mortierellales; Mortierellaceae. The coding region runs from base 1 to 3456 and encodes 1151 amino acids. The transcript has 2 exons.
AUGUCGUCAGGAAAACAAAGACGAGCAGGCUCAAGAACCAACAGUUCGCCUACAUCUAGCCCCUCACUGCCUCCGGCACCAAUGCUGGCUCAGAACCGAGGAUCAGCUUCUCCACGUCAUGAGAAGGCUGAAUUGAUCACACCCAGCGCGGCACCCCCACCUGGUGUGACACGCGCUCGCUCUAACAACAAGAGUGUGACUUUAAAGAAAGAGCCUGCUCUUGCUGCUCCUGCAACUCAUCCGCCUCCAACGAUUUCAGAUCGCCAUGAUCUCAUUCGAGCUGCCGUUCCAAUGUCUGUGGGCGCCAGGGGCUACUCCACCCGUCGUUUCAUUACCCGCAUCUUCAUACUCUAUCUGGGCUACACGCUCUUCUUCGUCUGUCCUAAAGAAUCAUCGAAGGAUUCGAAUGCCAUUUGUGAAGGUGCAACAAAGCUUCAUGACUGGCUUCGCCCUUAUUCAGAGCCCGUCUACCACUCUGUCGACCAAACCUAUCGCGCCUAUGCGGAACCCUAUGUGGAUCGGUAUGGUCGCCCAUUGUAUAAACAAGGCCAGAAGUACUACACCGAGAUGGCCCAUCCCACUAUCAAGUCUGCAUCCGAGAAGGCCAAGAUCUCCUACAACCAGUAUGCUCACCCCCAUGUCCAUAGAGUUAUCAAUGCAAUUUAUACCGACAAGGUCAAGGAUCAUAUCUCGAAUGCUCAAAAGACUUUCCAUGGAUAUCGUAAUCAAGCUCAUGGUCAUCUUAAUUACGCCAAAAAGGCCUCCAAAGAUGCCAGUGACCACGCCUGGCAUCUGCACUCGCUUCAUGUUCAGCCCACGAUCAAUAAGAUCUCGCCCCAUUUCAGGCACGUCUAUGACAGCGCUACUGUACUCUACAUGGGGCAUAUCAAUCCCUAUGCUCAACAGACGUUCGCAGUGGUCCGGGAUACUGCGGAGAACAUGAAGGAGAGCUUUGCAAGGCAGACGGAUGAGAUCUGGGGUACCCAUUUCAGCAAGCAGAACAAAUCUAAGCUCGGUCGCGCUGCCAAUCGCGCCUCCAAGAAGGCAGACCAAGCCAAGGCCAAGGUCCAUGAAGCUGCCAAGGAGGCUGAAAAGAAGGCAGGUCAGGCCAAGGCCAAGGCCUAUGAAGCUGCUGAUCAAGCUAAAAAGAAGGCAGGCCAAACCGCUUUCAAGGCCCAAGAAGCUGCUAAGGAUGCCAAAGCUGAGACGAAUGCUCAGGCUGAGGGUCUCAAGGAUAAGCUUUUGGGAUACGCUGAUACAAUUAAGGCUGCAGUGAUCGGCAAGUCACAUGAGGCCAAGGAAGCUACAGAGAAGCAGUCGGCGACCGCUAUUCCUAAGGCUGAGCAUGUCAAGGAUACAGUCUACGAGAAGGCUGCAGGCGCUCAAAAGGCAGCCAGCGAGUAUGCAGAGGCAGUCAAAGAAUCUGUGGCCGGUAAGUCGCAAGAGGCAAAGAAAGCAGCGGAACAGAAGGUCCAAGAACAAAAGUUGGCUAUCCCCAGCACUGAGGACAUCAACAGAGCUUUCCAUGAUACUGUCGCGGGAGCUCAAAAGAUGGCGAGCGACUAUUCGAACUCAAUUAAGGCAGCAGUAGCUGGUAUGGCUGGUGGAGUUGCUUCUAAGGCUGCUGAAAAGAAAGAGGCUAUCCCAAACGCAGAAGAGAUCAAGGCUGCUGCUAAUGAGAAGAAAGAGAAUGCUCAGAAGCUGGCAGAGCAGUUUGUGGAUGAUGUGAAAGCCAAUGUUGCCAAGAAGGGCCAAGAUGCUCAAAAGACCGUCACCGAAGAAUCCGAACACCUUAAGAAGGUCAAGGAUGAAAAGGUCCACGAAGCUGGCAAGAUGUCGGACCACAUCAAGAAGGUUGUGAUCGAGAAGGCACAUGAGGCUCAGGAGGCUAUCGCACGUCGGGCAGAGAAUAUCCGCCAUACUGCUCAUGAGCAGGUUGAGUGGGCCCAGGAGAAGGGCGCCAACAUUGUUGAUAGCGUCAUUGGGGCGUCGCACGACGCCAAGGACACUGUUGACAAGCACACUGAACAUGCCGCCAAGGUUGCUGGUCAGAAAAAGGAAGAGCUGGAGCGAACUGCUAAGGAACAAGCUGAUGCGUUGAAGCAAGCUGUCUGGGAGAAGGAGAAGGAUGCAAAGAAGGCUGCGAACGACGCCUCGCAUCAAGCCCAGAAAGCAUAUGAUACCGCCGGACACCAGGCUCAGAAAGCAUACGAUGCCGCUGGAUACCAUGCUCACAAAGCAUACGAUACCGCUGGACACCAGGCUGAUAAUAUUAAGGCCAAGGUUGUUGGAAAUGCAAAGGCUGCAAGCGAGCAUGUUAGCGAACAGGCCGAGGGUAUGAAGAAGUCUGCGCAAGAGAACAUCCAUUACGCUCAAAACCUUGCAAAGGAGCAGACAGAGAGACUGAAAGGAUCAACAGACCAAAUUGUGAUGGACGGCAAAGAGCAGCUCAACAUUCAAAUUGAGAAUGCUAACAAGGCCAAAGACUAUGUAGUAGAUCAAGCUAAGGGUGCUGGCGAAACAAUCAAGAACAAGGCUCACGAUGCCCAAGAAGCCACUAAGACGUCUUUGACUGCUAUGCUAACUAGCAUUGAAUCGAUCUUUGGUCGCUUCCACGAAUACGAGGAUACUGAAUCUAAGAGCCUUUGGGCCAAGUUACAAGGCGCUAUCGAUGAACAUCUUACUGGGGCCAAGAAGUCUGCAAAAGACCUCGAAAAAGCCAACCGCGAGGCUUACGAGAGCUUCGAGUCCUAUGUUCGUGAUUGGCGCAACCAAGAUGGUGACCUUGAAGGUCGACUCUCCAAGUUGAGCGAGAAGUCUCAGGAAUACGUCAAGCAGAUUACUCAGAGAUCCGAGAAGGAUCAACAAACGGCCAAGUCAAAAGUCCAGGUGCUUUCUAACAAUGUCGAGGUCUACUUGACUGGUCUCAAGAACUUUUUGACCGAUCGCCUUGCAGCCUCGAAGGAGACAGCGGCUUCUGAGUUGAGUGUAUUUAAGGACACGAGCAGCCGAAAGGAUGAAAAGACAGUGACAGCUAAACUUGCUGAGCUUGAGGAACUUGCCAAGAGUAAGCUUGAGACCGCAGGUUCGGAUACUCGUGCCAAGUCGCAGGAGUUGCUGAUGCAGGUGAAUGACAUUUGGCUCCAGGCUGAUACUAAGUCACGCGAGUAUGCAGAGAAGACACGCCAGUUGGCAUUGGAAGCCGAGAAGGAAGCUAGGAAGAAGCUCCAGGAAGCCUCCGAGACUGUUGCUGGUGCAGGUGCUAAACUCAAGAAUCAGAAUGAUGAUUCAGUUCGAGGCAAUAUCCAAUUUGCUACAGACAAAGUACGUGAUACGCUCAAGGAGACGAAAGAGCAAGUAGAGGAUAAGGCCUCAAAGCUUGGAGAGAAAUUCGAGCCUAAUGUGCGUGUUGCGAAGGAGGAGCCAGGAUCAGGACAUCGCCAUCAUCGCCAUUAA